AAGAUAUCCAAAUAAGUCUAUUCAUCAUGGCUGAACCAGCACACCAAGAGAUCAACACCAGCAAUGAGCCCAAACUCGUUGAGUCUGAGACUAAGCUCGCCACCGAGCCAGCAGCUUUAAAGGAAGAGUCAGCCAAGGAAACUCCAGCUGAGGGUUCUACCUUGACCGAGCAAGCUACUGCUGCCGCAUCCACUGCCGCCGCGACUGUCACUUCUGCCGCUACUGGUAUCACUGAUAAUGUUUUCUCGAUGUUCGGUGGUGGAGCCAAGAAGGAGAAGAAAGAGGAUGAGGACCGAGGAGAUAACUCAGGAUCUGCCAAGGCACAAAAAGCCGCUGCUGCUGAAGAGAACCCAGAGGAUGAGGCCCCAGAAUCCGAGGAUGUUCACUUCGAGCCGGUUAUUCGUUUGACCGAGAAAGUCGAUGUUAAGACCAACGAGGAACUCGAGGAGCAAACCUUCAAGAUGCGCGCUAAGCUCUUCAAGUUCGUCAAGGAUACUCAAGAGUGGAAGGAGCGUGGUACUGGUGAUGUUCGAUUCUUGAAGCACAAGGAGAACGGAAAGACCAGAUUGGUCAUGAGACGAGACAAGACUUUGAAGGUCUGCGCCAACCACUAUGUCGUUCCUGACAUGAAGUUGUCUCCAAACGUUGGCAGUGAUAGAAGUUGGGUCUGGAAUGCCGCCGCAGAUGUUAGUGAGGGCGAGCCAGAAGCACAAACUUUGGCUAUCCGUUUUGCCAACUCCGAGAACGCGAACCUUUUCAAGGAGGCUUUCAUCAAGGCUCAACAAGAGAACGAAGUUUUCUUCAAGGCCUAAACGAUAGAUUCGUCCUCGUAUUUACUUCAACUUUCCAAAACGACUCCUCAAUCGACACAGCAUAAUCCAGCACAGCACGUUUCCUGAAGGAAUGAAUUUAUGAUCAUAUUUGCAUUAAAACGCAUUUCUUCCAUACCCCGUUAACCAUUUACGCGCACGUUGUCGAAAACCUCUUUUGUAAACAUCGGCAAAUCGAUACCUAGACAUUCUGGUGGUCCAGGUUUUCCCAAAGAUUGUAUCAUGAUGAUGAUGACGAUGGUGGAGGAUAGGAAGGCUUGAUUAGUACUCAAUUUUGAGACUAUGGCAUGUAGUUAGACUAAAAAUACCAGUCCUUCAUUCAUCCCCAAA
Messenger RNA from Botrytis fragariae, 1160 nucleotides. Its product is annotated as putative ran-specific gtpase-activating protein 1 protein. Gene Ontology annotation, cellular component: nuclear pore; cytoplasm. The record is from RefSeq and is a predicted model, not a curated record. The transcript has 5 exons. Bases 27 to 812 code for a protein of 261 amino acids. NCBI's taxonomy places the organism in Eukaryota, Fungi, Ascomycota, Leotiomycetes, Helotiales, Sclerotiniaceae. Gene Ontology annotation, biological process: nucleocytoplasmic transport. Gene Ontology annotation, molecular function: GTPase activator activity.